This is a messenger RNA of Bacidia gigantensis, 915 nucleotides long. RefSeq lists its product as uncharacterized. The transcript has 5 exons. Gene Ontology annotation, biological process: L-leucine catabolic process. The record is from RefSeq and is a predicted model, not a curated record. Bases 1 to 915 code for a protein of 304 amino acids. Lineage: Eukaryota; Fungi; Ascomycota; Lecanoromycetes; Lecanorales; Ramalinaceae. Gene Ontology annotation, molecular function: flavin adenine dinucleotide binding; 3-methylbutanoyl-CoA dehydrogenase activity.
AUGGAUGUGGAGAAAGCUUGCUUUUUGGGUAUAACUGCGGAUGAGGAAUAUGGCGGGCUUGCCCUUGGCUACGAGGCGCAUGCGACUGUUAUGGAGGAGCUUAGCAAAGCAUCAGGCAGUAUCGGAUUAUCGUACGCGGCACAUUCACAACUCUGUGUCAAUCAACUAUCCUUGAAUGGGACCGCGCAGCAGAAAGCGCGACUUCUGCCCGGGCUAGUCUCCGGAGAGAAGAUUGGUGCUCUGGCGAUGUCAGAACACUCUGCUGGAAGCGACGUUGUAAGCAUGAAGACGAAAGCUGCCAAGGGCCCGGACGCACACCACAUCAUCGUUUACGCAAAAUCGCAGCCAGAACUAGGUUCCAAAGGUAUUACGGCUUUCAUCGUCCACGCUUCUUCCAAAGGCUUCUCCGUCGCCCGAAAGCUGGACAAACUGGGCAUGCGUGGCUCCAACACCGGUGAGCUGAUUUUCGAGGAUGUCUUUGUACCAGAAGAGGACAUCCUUGGCCAAGUGCAUGGGGGUGUCAGAGUGCUUAUGGAAGGUCUUGACAUUGAGCGUUUGGUGUUGAGUGCUGGUCCACUAGGGCAUGGAAAACUGGCGGAUAUGUAUACCAAGUACCGGGCAUCUAGCUCCUAUACCUACUCAGUCGCUCAAGCGUUCGAUACCGCAUAUGCUAGCCCUGACAAUCGGCCAAUCACGCAAGAUUGUGCUGGUGCUAUACUCUACGCUGCAGAGCGGGCUACGGAGUGUGCACUUGAUGCUGUACAGCUCAUGGGUGGUAUGGGCUAUAUGAACGAGGUUCCUGCGGGAAGACUUCUUCGGGAUGCAAAGUUGUAUGAAAUCGGUGCAGGUACGAGCGAAGUCAGACGGGUCGUGAUCGGCCGAGCGUUCAAUAAAGAAUAUGCAGCAACGAGAUGA